UCCCAGGCGGCCCGCCGGUGGGGGCUGCGUGAUGUUGGCGGGAACUCCACGGACGUCCGGCGGCCCCGGGACGCGGCGGACGAGCCCCGCGGCGUCGCGGGCAGCGAGAUGCGGGUCGCCGUGACGGGCUGCUGCCAUGGGGAGCUGGACAAGAUCUACGAGACGCUGGCGGUGGCGGAGCGGCGCGGCGCGGGCCCCGUGGACCUGCUGCUGUGCUGCGGCGACUUCCAGGCGGUGCGCAACGAGGCCGACCUGCGCUGCAUGGCCGUGCCGCCGCGCUACCGCCACAUGCAGACCUUCUACCGGUAUUAUUCUGGAGAGAAAAAGGCCCCGGUUCUCACCAUCUUCAUUGGCGGAAACCAUGAAGCUUCAAAUCAUUUGCAAGAGUUGCCCUACGGUGGCUGGGUGGCACCAAACAUUUAUUAUUUAGGUUUGGCAGGUGUGGUGAAAUACCGAGGUGUGAGGAUUGGUGGCAUCUCUGGUAUCUUCAAAUCUCAUGACUAUCGAAAAGGUCAUUUUGAGUGUCCCCCUUACAAUUCGUCCACCAUAAGGAGUAUAUAUCAUGUGAGAAAUAUUGAAGUCUAUAAAUUAAAACAGCUGAAGCAGCCUAUAGAUGUAUUCUUAUCUCAUGAUUGGCCCAGAAGUAUCUAUCACUAUGGAAAUAAGAAGCAACUCCUGAAGACCAAGUCUUUUUUCCGCCAAGAGGUGGAGAAUAACACGCUGGGCAGCCCCGCCGCCUCGGAACUCCUGGACCAUCUGAAGCCCACUUACUGGUUCUCCGCGCACCUGCACGUCAAAUUUGCAGCCUUGAUGCAGCAUCAGGCCACGGAUAAAGGAGAGACAGCCAAAGAAACCAAAUUUUUAGCCUUGGACAAAUGCUUACCACAUAGAGACUUUCUUCAGCUCUUAGAAAUGUUAUAA
Molecule: messenger RNA, 921 nt
Organism: Dipodomys ordii (Ord's kangaroo rat)
Lineage: Eukaryota; Metazoa; Chordata; Mammalia; Rodentia; Heteromyidae
Product: lariat debranching enzyme
Exons: 7
Coding region: 109-921 (270 amino acids)
Biological process (GO): mRNA splicing, via spliceosome
Cellular component (GO): nucleus
Molecular function (GO): RNA lariat debranching enzyme activity
Source: RefSeq, a predicted model, not a curated record